This is a messenger RNA of Plodia interpunctella (Indianmeal moth), 1343 nucleotides long. RefSeq names its product RNA polymerase II elongation factor (gene TfIIS). The transcript is spliced from 2 exons. Lineage: Eukaryota; Metazoa; Arthropoda; Insecta; Lepidoptera; Pyralidae. Gene Ontology annotation, biological process: transcription elongation by RNA polymerase II; DNA-templated transcription. Gene Ontology annotation, cellular component: nucleus. Bases 116 to 991 code for a protein of 291 amino acids. The record is from RefSeq and is a predicted model, not a curated record. Gene Ontology annotation, molecular function: nucleic acid binding; zinc ion binding.
CAUUAUUGUCUAUGCGCCAGUGAUAUUUUCGGUGUGGUGGUUGAUUUACCAAUUUUCAUAUUAUUUGUCCCUGAAUAUAGGCGGGAAGCCGUAAUAUUCGGUAAAAACAACAACAAUGAGUGUAGAAGAGGAUGUUAUGAAAAUACAAAAGAAAUUAACUAAGAUGACUUCGGAUGACGGCACGGGUCAAGAAGAAGCAUUGGAACUACUAAAAGCUCUGCAGACUAUGGCUAUUAAUUUGGACGUAUUGACGAAAACGAGGAUAGGAAUGACUGUAAACGCUCUGCGUAAAUCUAGCAAGGAUGAAGAGGUAAUAUCCCUGUGCAAAACCCUGAUCAAGAACUGGAAAAAGUUUUUAUCCACUCCGAGUACUCCUUCAAAAGACAAUGGGAGCUCCUCAAAGUCCAAAAAAGAUGGGAAGGAUAAAGAUAAGAAGGAGGAAAAGGAAAAAGAUAAAAAACUGCCAGCUUCAUUCCCACCGCAAUCAAAUACUACUGAUGCUAUACGUAUCAAGUGCCGUGAGCUCCUCACUCAGGCACUUAAAGUGGAUGGUGAAAAUCCCAAUGCCUGUGCUUCAUCAGAAGAACUAGCUGAAGAAUUGGAGGAAUGUAUUUAUGCUGAAUUUAAAAACACUGAUAUGAGAUAUAGAAAUAGAAUACGCUCACGAGUCGCAAACUUGAAGGAUCCGAAAAACCCUUCUUUGCGUACAAACUUCCUCAAUGGAGUUGUAUCUGCAUCACGACUUGCUAAAAUGACUCCUGAAGAAAUGGCCAGUGAUGAAAUGAAAAAGCUGAGAGAGAAAUUUAUCAAAGAAGCCAUUGAUGAUGCUCAACUUGCAACAGUACAGGGUACAAAAACUGACAUGCUCAAGUGUGGUAAAUGUAAAAAGAAGAACUGCACAUACAACCAGCUUCAGACCAGGAGUUCUGAUGAGCCAAUGACCACAUUUGUCUUAUGCAAUGAAUGUGGCAACCGCUGGAAGUUUUGUUAAGACUGCUUCUCAUCUGUUUAGUUAAUAGCGUGUCUGUUAUAGUAUGGUACAUAAUUGUAUCAAGUAUAAUAAUAUAUUGUACUACCAUUUCUUUAUGAAUUAUAUUUUGGUUUCGCUAUUUUAACUGCAUUGACCUUUCUACUAUCACUAAGGAUUGAAUCAUGUUGAGUAGAUAAGGCAACUUUAGUUAACAUAAUAAAUUUAUUGCUUAAGUGAAAUUUACAAGUUUUAUUUGUAUUUUGGUCUUAGCUAUUAAGGGUCAAGUGGCAUUUAGUAAUGUUAAUGUGCAUAGGACAAUUUUACUCAUUUAUGUAUUUGUGUCUUUAUUAAAGAAAAUACAUGAUAAAACUUG